Molecule: messenger RNA, 1917 nt
Organism: Coniosporium apollinis CBS 100218
Lineage: Eukaryota; Fungi; Ascomycota; Dothideomycetes
Exons: 1
Coding region: 1-1917 (638 amino acids)
Molecular function (GO): protein binding
Source: RefSeq, a predicted model, not a curated record
AUGAAGCUCUACCCACGGAUGCUGGAGGGCUCUCUACUGAACCAAAACGACACGAUGCACAUCGCGCAGAUGCUGCAUACGCUCUACCGACGGACAGGGCCAGCACAGAAGAAAGCGCUGCUGCCGGUUUUGCUGGAGUUUGCCGAGAAGCUUAUCCAGGAUCUUAAGAUGAGGCAUCUGACGCCUCAUACAGCUGCAAGCUUGCACCUCAUAUCUUUCUUCAAGGAGGCCCAGCAGUAUGACAAAGGAUCCGAGUUCUGGAAGUGGCUCUCUCGGCAAACGGAUGAGUUUGUCGAUGCUGAGGUUUACGGAGCGGCGAUCGAGCUGUUAGCAUAUCAGGGCGCUGAAAGCUUGGAAGCCUUGGAAGAGCUGUACUCUCACGCACUGAAGCGAUACCCGGGAAACUUCGCGGAGUAUCACCUUUCGCCGGAAGCUAUAGUCCCGGACCGGGCACAGCCGACCACCAUCAAGGGCUUGCCGAUGUCUUUACUCCAGGGAAUUCUCACAGCUCGCAUCCUACGUGGAGACUGGAGGAGGGCCUAUCUAGCGCUAGACACCGCGCUCCGUCUAUUCCCAACUCAAGUGCCGGGGCGCUUUUUCGAGCUUUUGAUGUACGAACGUCCAGUCACAGAAUGCUACAAGGUGUUCCUCAUUGCAUGCCGCUCAGGAGUGAUUCUGCGACCUGAGAGGCUAGGUGCCGUUCUAGACAAGCUCGUAUCUGCUCAGCAGGAUAAGGGUACUAAGCUCGCCCUUUCGGACAGAGUAACCCUGCUAAAUGGCAUGAUCAACGCCGUCCAUGCGUAUGUUGGCGCCGGCGGGACGGUAGAAGGACCUCAUCUCAGCAUGCUUGUGAGAGGCUUCGCUGGCUUACUUCCAGAACGGAAGCUACGGGUGGAGAACGAUCCGGUGAGUGAGGUGGCCCAGUCGAUCGCUGCUGCUGCGCGUACUUUACUCAGAACCUUCAUGCAAGCCGGCACUGUUCCAAGCACAUCAACGUUCAACAGCUUGAUCCUCCUUGCAGGUCGGGCGAAUCUUCCGGAGAUGAUCGCAGCCACAACUCAGGAUAUGAUUGCGCUUGGCAUAGAGCCGGAUGCUGUGACGUAUAGGACCAUGGUUCUUGCCGCUGGAGACGUCGGAACACCUCAACUGGUAGAGUCGAGCUGGCAGACGCUCGUCAAUGCGGCUGAAGGACGGUCUGAGAAUCUUGACAUAAAAGAUUGGCAAGCCUUAGUCAAAGCAGGACAGAGAGCGAAACACAUCACUUUCGUGCAGGAGCAACUGGAUAAGCUAGGACGUGGUAUGAAUCCGCAUGUCAUCGGCCGUCUCAUGAAUGACCGUCGCGAUGCCGGUUCCAAGAAUUCCGCCGCAGUGGACACCGACAGCAUGGACCCAGAGUCCUUAGUGUUCCACAUGCAGCAGGUCAUGAGCCGCAUCUCGUCCAUCAUCCAGCUCAUCCAGUCCGGUCGGCUACAAGACUUCUUCGAAUCUCCGCUACCUAUGUCCUUAUCGCAAGCCGAUGUGCAAUUAGGUCCCGAGGAGAUUCUAAGAAAAGUAUACGAUGAGCUUUCCACGGACCCGCAACAGCCUCCUGCACCUAGAUCUGGUCCACCGUCUACCAAUCCGACUGGCUUUCCGCUCGAUGAGCUUCGCUUUGAAAACUGGAAGUCGAUUAACGAGUUGCUUCUGGAAGCGGAAACGUACGAGAACGAGAAGCAGAAGGCUGUUGACAACGCUAUUGCUAGCGGCAAGCCGAUGCCAAAGAAGAUUGCGGUGUCGAGCUUCCCAAGCGUUGGCUCAGCGGAGGUAACUGAGAACGAACAGCGCAAGGCUCCGGACGUCACACCUUCAGAAGUGAAGCAACGAGUACUCAGGCUGCGCGGGCUUGACAAGCCACGGCAGCUCCACUUCGAUACUUAG